GCUAAGGUCUUUCACACGUGAAGAAGCUACUCUUCCUGUGGCUACGGAGAGAGAUGCAGAACUCAGAGCUAUAAGAUAGAAAGAGGAAAACAAGACGAAGCAAAACAAAACCAAGGACAGGAAGAAAAGAGACUAGCGUAUAAGAAUAAAUGAGAACAGUGGGGAAAAUCUGAAGGCAGGAGAAAGGAAAGGGGAGGAGAGAGGAAGGGAAAGGAAAAUCCACACCCCGUGGAACAAAAUCUAGAGCAAACCGGCUUGUCUGCAGUUUGUUCUUAUAAAAGAGAAGAAAGCACCUGAGGAUUGCCUUUUUUUUCCCCAAGACUCAGUCAAUAAAAAAAAUGCUCUAACCUUCAUAGAAAAAAAAAACCGAGCUGAGCUAAAAGCCAGUUUGGAUAUUGGUUUGAGGAGAGUGUUAAAGGGAAAUCCAAACUGUCUGGGUGCAUCUGCAUGAAGCAGCUGCCUGUGUAAAUUGAGCAGAAUUCAGCUCUGGUUCGGGAGAUCCACAUCCCCUCACUCCUGUGAGUGCUCGAGGGAGUAGCUGGUUCAAUUCUAUUUUUGUCCACAUGUCUAUUUUUCCUUUUUAAACCACUUUCUUUGGUGGCAACCUAGAGCGACCGGAAAGUGUCUUAAUUAUACUAAAUGUAAAUUUGAGAUUUUCUUUUUUAUCUACAUGUGCCUCUUUUAAAGGGCCAGGACGAAGGGUCAUUUUAGGAAAAGGACAUUUUCAUUUGAAAGGCUUAGGAAGAAAUACAAAUAGAUAAGUAGGCUGAGGGGAAGGAAAUUUCAGUGGUUGAUUUUUUUUUUCUGAAAAAAAGAUGGAAGAAAAGGCCAGGCACCGAAACAACGUUGAAAAGAGCCCCACAGGCGGGAGCGAGUCUGAUCCUGGUCCAGAUGCUGGUUCUGGAGGGGGUGGAGUAGCACUGAAGAAAGAGAUUGGGUUGAUCAGUGCCUGCGGCAUCAUUGUAGGAAACAUCAUUGGUUCAGGAAUUUUUGUCUCACCAAAAGGUGUUCUGGAGAAUGCUGGCUCUGUGGGCCUUGCUCUGAUUGUAUGGAUUGUAACCGGGCUCAUCACAGCUGUGGGUGCAUUGUGUUAUGCUGAACUUGGAGUUACUAUCCCUAAAUCUGGAGGUGACUACUCUUAUGUCAAGGACAUUUUUGGAGGCCUGGCUGGGUUCCUAAGGUUGUGGAUUGCUGUGCUAGUAAUCUACCCCACCAACCAGGCUGUCAUUGCUCUCACCUUCUCCAAUUAUGUGCUGCAACCACUCUUCCCCACCUGUUUUCCUCCAGAGUCUGGACUACGACUCCUGGCUGCAGUCUGCUUAUUGCUUCUCACAUGGGUCAACUGUGCAAGUGUGCGAUGGGCCACCCGAGUGCAGGACGUCUUCACAGCUGGGAAGCUCUUGGCCCUGGGCCUGAUUAUUGUCAUGGGGAUUGUGCAAAUCUGCAAAGGACAGUACUUCUGGCUAGAGCCCAAAAACGCUUUUGAGAAUUUCCAAAAGCCGGACAUCGGCCUCAUCGCACUGGCUUUCCUUCAGGGCUCCUUUGCCUAUGGAGGCUGGAACUUCCUUAAUUAUGUGACAGAGGAACUGGUUGAUCCCUACAAGAACCUUCCUCGAGCUAUUUUCAUCUCCAUCCCUCUGGUCACUUUUGUGUACGUCUUUGCCAACAUUGCUUAUGUCACUGCGAUGUCACCCCAGGAGCUGCUGGCCUCCAAUGCUGUUGCUGUGACCUUUGGAGAGAAGCUUCUCGGCGUCAUGGCCUGGAUCAUGCCCAUUUCAGUUGCGCUAUCCACAUUCGGUGGCGUCAACGGAUCUCUCUUUACGUCUUCCAGACUGUUCUUUGCUGGAGCCCGGGAGGGCCACCUGCCCAGUGUGCUAGCUAUGAUACACAUAAAACGUUGUACUCCUAUCCCUGCUCUCCUCUUCACGUGUAUCUCUACCCUGCUGAUGCUGGUGACCAGUGACAUAUAUACGCUCAUCAACUAUGUAGGCUUCAUCAAUUACUUAUUCUAUGGCGUCACAAUUGCUGGGCAAAUUGUCCUGCGAUGGAAGCAACCUAAUAUCGCCCGCCCCAUCAAGAUAAGCCUGCUAUUUCCUGUUGUCUACCUGCUGUUCUGGGCCUUCCUGCUGGUCUUUAGUUUGUGGUCGGAGCCCGUGGUUUGUGGCAUUGGCCUGGCUAUCAUGAUGACAGGUGUCCCUGUCUACUUUCUCGGUGUGUAUUGGCAGCACAAACCCCAGUGUUUCAAUGACUUCAUAGCAUCCCUGACCUCGUUGAGCCAGAAGCUGUGUGUGGUCGUGUAUCCCCAGGUGGAUGAGAGCCCAUCGAAAGAGGAGGAAUCUCUUGAUGACAUGAAAGAACAGAGGCAACCCAUCUACAAAUCGACUGGCCCCAGUGGGCCGGAGUCAACCGAUUCAUCCCGACCCUGAUUUUGAGCAGCUUUUCUUUGAGCUUUUCUAGCCUUUGAUUCCCCCUUCAACUCCUUCACUCAGCCUCCUUCUUUACCCUCACCCCAAAACUGUUCUUAGGUGCGUGCAGUCAGAGAGGUAGGGGAGGGAAAUGGUAGAUAAAGACACUGUAAUUUGUACCCACAGAACCAGCCAGAGACCAGUAGGGUCUAUGUAGGAAUACCAUUCACCAGUACUGCAGGGGAGAGGAAGUCUAGCCAUGGGAUAUCUCCUCUACACAGACCCCAACUUUUAGAGUGAGGGCCAUCCAGAGAUAUUAUCCUUAGCAAAUCCUGGUGCCCACAAGCAGGCAAAAACCUCUGGAGCAGCAUCCUCAGGAAUCCAACCAUUUUUGGUAUUGCCUUCUCUCUCCUUCCCCUUUCUAAGCUUAAGGAACAGAGGCCUGAGUUGGGAAGGAGGAACAACUCAGACAUGGAAGCCAGAGGUCUUCGAGGGAAGGGGAACUGAUGGCAGCUGCAGCUUGUGAUCCUGUCAUAGGGUGCAGGAGUCUCAGAGAAAGGACAUAGGUGCUUUCACACACACACUUGGUCUUGACUACUUGUAGCUCCUUGUCAGACAUGUACAAAUUUCCUUUAGGGUUAAGGACCAAUGAAGGAUGAGCACUGCCUCUUCUUCCCCUGCCUCACCUUCCCCCUCCCCUACACACAAGCAUUCAAGCACACCCCAAGCCUGUGGAACAGAUCUGCAAAGUCCCAGAUUACAGGGACUGUAGUGUUCCCUGUAUGCUCCCCCCAGUUUGGUGCCAAAGCUUUUUGAACCCAGAGAAACUUGUUUCCUGGUUGGUUUCACAGAAGUGGCUUUUUUUUUUUUACUAGUAACAGGGUUUAGCAGCUCUCUCUGCCUCAGGGCUGUCCUUAGUGGGAAGGAGAUAUUUGGUAAUUAUCACUGGUAUUUACCCUUCUCUGUCCCCAAGGACCCCCAACUGCACCUCUCAGUGCUGCCAUUUUGCAGAUUUACACUAUCUCUUCCCUGGGGUAGAGCCUCUCCCUACAGGGAGAGUCUCCAGCUUGAAAUCAAGGCUGGGACAACUUCAAGAUCAGGGCAUGAAUCUUCCCAUUUUUCUCCCUUAAGACAUCCUUCCUUCUCUGCUGGAGCUACCCACUUCUCACAGGGGAUCUCAUUCUCAGAUAUGGGGAUCUGAGAGAUAGGUCAUGGGGAGGAGUAUGUCCUGAGGUGAGGGCCAGUGCCAUUUUAUCUUCCCCUUUCUUUCCAAGCAACCCUCUAGACUUCUUUCCCCUAUAAAUACACUCCAAUCCAAACAGUACCUCCCAUUCCCCCUACCUUCCUUCAGGACUUAUUUCCAAAGAUAGGACAUACCACUAAUAUAGAGACAAAGGGGACUUUUAUGAGGGAGGAUGGAGGCUAGCUUAGAGAGAUAUGUCUGAAAAUAAUAACUCUGCAUCUACUUUCUUCCUCACUGUGGAAGAAAGGAGUUCCUUUAGCUGGCUACCCAAGAUGUUGGAAAUUAAGUCCCUCACUAUGUCUUGAGACAGAUAUACUGAAUGUCUUAGUUGGUUUUCCAUGGGUUUUAUAGAAAUAUGAUAUUGGUCCUUUGUUUUAAGGCUAAUUUUUAACCUUUUCAGCCAUACCUGUGGGGUUAGAGAUCGUGGGUCCAUGGAAAUUGGAUCCCCAGUUAGCUUUCUCUGAGAUCUGUUAAUUCCUUCCUCGUUCUCCAGACUUUGUCCCUUACCACUCAUCCCCACAUAAAUCUGUAGCUAGGGAAGUACCUUUUUUGAAAUCUCAAUUCAUUCUAGGGACUAGGAAUUCCAAAGACAGCUCCAUUUUUCCUCCCCACUACUUUUAACCUCUAGCCUACAUUAGGUAAUCCUUCUCUACCCCUCUGCCUCAUAUGAUUGAUUAAUCAAGGCCCAGGUUUUGAUAAGAGCAAGCAGCCAAGGUGCAGGGGAGGAGGCCAUCCCCUUCAACCUGUUCCUCUACUUGUAUUGUUGUUUUUUUUUUUUUUGUAAAGUGGAUGCCUUACUUUUUGGAUAAAUAUUUUUGAAGCUGGCAUUUCUAUUUCUUUUGUUUUUUAAACUGUUUUCAGAUUUUUUUUCUGGGUUAGGCAAGAAAGCCUCGAUUACAAUCUUCUUGUAUCUUUGGGUUGGUUUGGGUUUUAGGUUUGGUUGUAUUUGUUUUUGAUGUAAUAAAUUUUUAAAAUAGAAAAUGCAA
Phascolarctos cinereus (koala) is the source of this 4634-nucleotide messenger RNA. It is a transcript of the gene SLC7A8, whose product is annotated as solute carrier family 7 member 8. Gene Ontology annotation, molecular function: neutral L-amino acid transmembrane transporter activity; L-amino acid transmembrane transporter activity. The record is from RefSeq and is a predicted model, not a curated record. Gene Ontology annotation, biological process: neutral amino acid transport; amino acid transmembrane transport. Gene Ontology annotation, cellular component: membrane. NCBI's taxonomy places the organism in Eukaryota, Metazoa, Chordata, Mammalia, Diprotodontia, Phascolarctidae.